This is a messenger RNA of Rhinopithecus roxellana (golden snub-nosed monkey), 2509 nucleotides long. RefSeq names its product calcium-activated potassium channel subunit alpha-1-like. The transcript is spliced from 4 exons. Lineage: Eukaryota; Metazoa; Chordata; Mammalia; Primates; Cercopithecidae. Bases 439 to 759 code for a protein of 106 amino acids. The record is from RefSeq and is a predicted model, not a curated record.
UGCCCAGAGAGUUGAACCCUACUCAGCCUCAUAUGGGUACUGAGUGGGGGCCAGGAUUCAGGUCCAGCCAGUUUCACAGCAGAGCCUGUGCUCUUGGCCAUGAUGAUAAUGGCACUUUCCCACCCAGUCCUUUUUUUUUUUUUUUUUUUUUUUACAAAUUUCUUUAUUUUGGGUGCUGCAUUCUCUGCCUUUUAUAGUUAAGAAUGUUUUCACAGGUCUGGUGGGAGGUUUUCAUGUCUUGCAUUCAUGAAUGCAGUCAGUGUUUGCCUGUAAAUAGGGAGGGUCAAUUCUCCUGGGCCCCUCUGCUGUGCACCUCAUUGCCCAUAGAAUGCUCCUCUUGGAUCUUGCACCAGAGCACUGGAUGAUGAAGCAAAGGCUUGCAGAGACCUGUGAGUCUGGGGGAGGAAACCAAGACUCCAGGGUGGAGUGAUUGGGUGUAUGUUUCACCUGCAGCCGAGUGAGAUGCAGAAGUCCUCCAGUGCUUUGGAGGUUCACAAGAAAUACGGUAACUUGACUGGCACCACAUUAGAGGAGGCCCAGAAGAUUAACAAUGGCUCAAGCCAGGCGGAUGGCACUCUCAAACCAGUGGAUGAAAAAGAGGAGGCAGUGGCCGCCGAGGUCGGCUGGAUGACCUCCGUGAAGGACUGGGCGGGGGUGAUGAUAUCCGCCCAGACACUGACUGGCAGAGUCCUGGUUGUCUUAGUCUUUGCUCUCAGCAUCGGUGCACUUGUAAUAUACUUCAUAGAUUCGUCAAAGUGAGUAUUCAAAUAUACUUUCUUGCCCUUGUUUCAUAAACAAUCAUAAGCCUUUACGUUGAUCCAUUUAUUUACCUUAACACCAACCUUUGCCAGACCUUCUGAGUGCAGAAGAUUUUGGAGGAAGCUAGGGCUGCACUGUACUGAUUUUCUAAACGGGAAAGAAAGUUCUGAGAAGGAAGGCUACUUUAAGUCUGCUGGCAUAGGAGGGUGAGGUAUCUGAGGUCGGGUCUUCUUGCUGGGUAUUACUUAUUUUUAAAGAGCUGUUUCUUGAUGAUGUAUUUGCACUGAAGAUGUCAAGUGGUUAAGAUGACUUGAUGGGAAUUUGCAACUUCUGGGAGGGUAACAGUUUCCCAUACAUGAGGGUCCGAGCCAUUCUUGCCAUGGUUAUAGGAUCCUUUUCUCAAUUGGGUUUCGAAUGUUUUGAUCUUACUGGAGGUCAGCUUAGAAAUCAUGGUGCUAUCCUUUCGCCUGCCAACCGGGUAUUCAGCUGAAGCAUUGCACGCUGGUGCUUCUUGACUUGUGAAGGUAAGGAGAUGGAUGGAGGAGUUCAUGAUGACCCCCAGAGGUGGAGGCCCGUGGCCAUUUGAGGACUUCUAGAGUGGACACUCAUGCAGACUCCUUGGGUGCCAGCUGAAUGGACUGGUGCUCCAGGGUGAGCCUGGGUGACAGACGAUAAAGACCUUGCAGAAGGAUGAAGAGGGCACAGACUAGAACUGCAACGUUGCAGCCAGUUCUGCCCUGAUUCCUGUAGGUGCCAAUCCUGAGGAAAUAAUUUGUUCCAACUAUACUAUUGCAAUCAUGAAGUUGACAGCGUCAGGGAAACGAGCUGGAGUCUAACUCAUUUUCUGUUGUGGCGUGAACUUGGCCACUCUGAUGACAGUGGCCUUGAGCUUGUUGUCCUUGUUGUCCACUGUGUGAGUGUUUUGAAAUUUAACUCUAUCUCUGGUAUGGUUGGCUACUAGACUUUGAUACUAGGAAACCUCCCUGGUGUGCCUAUUGGCUCAGACUCUGAUGUGCCUGAAUUCUGAGCUUAGUGCUCCUUUCCUGUGGCUUGGGAUGGUGGUAAUUUCAUGCACAGCUAAACUCAGAAUUUCUCAGAGCCAUCUGGUCACCAGCCAGAUGCAUUUGGAUGCAGAGGUCAAAAUGUCAGUCAGGGAAGAUAAAGAAAAUAUCUCCUUUAAUAACCUGUCUCUGGGAAUCAGCCAAGUCUAAGCCUAUCAGAGGGCCUUCAGCCCAUCCCCACGUGCGAGGCUGGGCUGCCCUCACCCAUCUCAGAUGGAAAGUCCUUUAAACGCUGUCGGGAGACAAGAUUCCACAUGCUCCCUCCAUCAACUCUCCCAAGCCAAGAAAGAGAAGAGCUUAUUUAAGUUUGGAAGACUCCCAUUGGCAUGUCAUUGAAGGUAAGCCCCCUUUUUAAUAUUUACUCUUAAUGAUUCUGGACCCUAUUUGUAUUGAACUGAACAUCCUCUAAAGCCCCUGGUCUUAUUUCUCCAAUCUCUCUCCAGGGGUGUUCUCACGUGUCGUGGGGUGUAGACCCUGCCAACUUCCAUGCUGAGACUCAGGAAAGAGGUUUGGGCUUGUAGCUUGUGUGCCCCAGAGAGAGAAAACCCUCAUGUGGAGGUGAGUGUGUUGAUGGGUUAGAGGCCCAGAUGCCUCAGCCAGCGCCUUCCUUCCCUUUUCGUUUUUUUUUUUUUUAUUUUUUUAACCUUUUGUCCCUCUGUAUUUCUCAGAAAUAAAAUGCUCUUUAGAUG